Molecule: messenger RNA, 423 nt
Organism: Plasmodium knowlesi strain H
Lineage: Eukaryota; Apicomplexa; Aconoidasida; Haemosporida; Plasmodiidae
Product: SWIB/MDM2 domain-containing protein, putative
Exons: 1
Coding region: 1-423 (140 amino acids)
Cellular component (GO): nucleus
Source: RefSeq, a predicted model, not a curated record
AUGGACUCCCUCAGAAGAAACAUACUAAACGGCAGACUUUGCACCACUCGAGGGAUAAAAUUCCAACCAAAGAACUUCACCAAAUUUUACGCAAAAAAUUACUUCAGUACAGACAAUGAAGAGAGCAGUGAAACAAAAGGGAAACAGAUAAACGCCAAGGAAAAGAAACCAAAUGGAUUACAAAUUGACUGCGAAAUUAAGAGUCCCUUGAAGGAGUUUUUAAACACAGACACUGCAUCCAGAGUGUUUGUUCUGAAAUAUGCUUGGAAGUACAUUAAAGAUAAUAAUUUGCAAAAUCCAAACACGAAGAGAAAAAUCAUCCCCGAUGAAAAGUUGAAGAAUGUGCUCGAAAAGGAUGAAGUGGAUAUGCUGGAGGUGCCAAAGUUGUUGUUCCGCCACAUGUCAUCCAUAAGGAAGGAGUGA